Suillus plorans is the source of this 2140-nucleotide messenger RNA. RefSeq names its product P-loop containing nucleoside triphosphate hydrolase protein. Gene Ontology annotation, molecular function: RNA binding; ATP binding. The coding region runs from base 110 to 2008 and encodes 632 amino acids. Lineage: Eukaryota; Fungi; Basidiomycota; Agaricomycetes; Boletales; Suillaceae. The transcript has 5 exons. Gene Ontology annotation, cellular component: intracellular anatomical structure; catalytic step 2 spliceosome. The record is from RefSeq and is a predicted model, not a curated record.
UCUGAGGAAGAGAGAGCACGAUAGCAGAGAGUGGGAAAGCGAUGAGGAAGAGAAGUAUCGGAAGCGACGGAAACCAGACGAUGUUGAAACCAAUGCGGAUGAAGAGGCAAUGGACAUUCCAGAGGAUGAGGAUGAAAGAAAAGAACGAGAUAGAAUACAGGACAUGAAGGAACGAGAUGCGUUUGCUGAGCGGGUGCGUGAAAAAGAUCGGGAAAAGACAAAAAAGGUCGUCGAGGAUCGCUCCUCUCGUAAUGCAGGUGCGGCGGCCGAGGCUGCACAACGUCGACAACUGGCAGAUGACGCUGAAGCGCGGACGCAUGCACUUCCUUCACUGCGGUUACACUCUCGGCAGGAAUACCUAACCAAACGUGAGGUACAGCAGAUUGAGCUCCUGAGGAAGGAGAUCGCGGACGAGGAGGCCUAUUUCCAUGGAAUGAAGGUCACGAAGCAGGAGCAGGAGGACUUGGAACGCAAGAAAGAGAUUCUGCGGCUUGUCGAGGAGCGUCUCAAGAUCAACGACAAGUGGGAUGGUUACAUGCUACCUGAAGACUACAUUACGGAGCAGGGCAAAAUCGACAAGGAGAAAAAGCAGAAUGCACUUUACAAGCGAUACGAAGAGGCCAAGCCCAAGGAUGACCAGUUUGUCACAGAUGUCGACCAGUGGGAGGCUAGUCAAACGCUGCACAGCACAUUUCGGACGGGCGCUAUGGACAAAAGGGAGGUCCCCGACGAUUACGAGUACGUGUUUGAUGAGAGCCAGACCAUUAAGUUCGUCAUGGACCAGACGCUCAAGGGGGAGGGAAUGAUGAGUGCCAAGGACAAGAUCUUGCACCAACAAAUUCAAGAGGCUGAAAAACGAGCGCAAACCAUCGAUGAAACUCGCAAAUCUCUGCCAAUAUACACAUACCGAGAACAACUGCUGGAGGCCAUUAAGGAGCACCAGGUGCUUAUUGUCGUCGCCGAGACCGGCUCAGGCAAGACAACUCAACUUCCGCAGUACCUGCACGAAGCCGGGUACACAGCCAACGGACAGAAAGUGGGUUGCACACAGCCUCGUCGUGUGGCUGCAAUGUCCGUAGCGGCACGCGUCGCUGAGGAGAUGGGUACCAAAGUUGGGUACGAAGUAGGCUAUUCCAUCCGAUUUGAGGACUGCACGAGCGACAAGACAGUGCUCAAGUACAUGACGGACGGAAUGCUCCUUCGAGAGUUCCUGACUGAACCAGACUUAGCCGGAUAUGCAGCACUGAUUAUUGACGAGGCACACGAGCGGACUCUGAGUACGGAUAUUCUUUUUGCUCUCGUCAAGGAUAUUGCAAGAUUCAGGCCUGAGCUGAGAUUGUUGAUCUCAAGCGCGACCAUGGAUGCUGAGAAGUUCAGCGAGUACUUUGACAAUGCACCGGUAUUUUAUGUCCCUGGGCGUCGAUACCCGGUCGACAUUCAUUACACGCCACAGCCAGAGGCCAAUUACCUGCACGCAGCCAUCACUACCGUCUUCCAGAUCCAUACAACACAGCCCAAAGGUGACAUCCUUGUGUUCUUUACGGGCCAAGACGAAAUUGAAGCAGCUCAAGAAAAUCUGCAGGAGACGGCUCGGGCGCUCGGGAACAAGAUCGCCGAGUUAAUCAUAUGUCCAAUUUACGCCAACUUGCCCAGCGAUAUGCAAGCCAAGAUCUUUGAACCAACGCCGGAUGGCGCAAGGAAGGUCGUGCUCGCUACAAACAUCGCAGAGACGUCAAUCACUAUCGAAGGUGUUGUCUUCGUUAUCGACCCUGGGUUUGUCAAGCAAAACUCGUAUAAUCCUCGUACUGGCAUGUCUUCCUUGAUCGUGGUUCCGGUAAGUAAUGACGCUGCUUUGUGCUUACAACUCAUUUCACUGUACAUCCCAGUGUUCUCGUGCAUCAGCCAACCAAAGAGCAGGCCGUGCAGGUCGGGUGGGGCCUGGCAAAGCCUUCCGGCUAUACACGAAAUGGGCGUUUUCAAACGAGCUCGAGGAGAAUACCGUACCUGAAAUUCAGCGGACGAACCUUGGAAUGACUGUCCUGUUGCUGAAAUCACUCGGGAUUAACAACUUCAUGGACUUUGAGUUUAUGGACCCACCUCCGGGAGAGACGCUUAUCAGGGCACUAGAACUGCUCUAUGC